Messenger RNA from Platichthys flesus (European flounder), 2984 nucleotides. It is a transcript of the gene slc25a35, whose product is annotated as solute carrier family 25 member 35. The record is from RefSeq and is a predicted model, not a curated record. The transcript has 5 exons. Bases 205 to 1101 code for a protein of 298 amino acids. NCBI's taxonomy places the organism in Eukaryota, Metazoa, Chordata, Actinopteri, Pleuronectiformes, Pleuronectidae.
GGGGCUCCUGAAGUGCUCUCAUGUCUGCCUCCUGCUGCCCUCACUGAGCUGUGUGUGCAAUGUGUGUGCGUGUGUACAUGGUGUGGGAGGAGGAACGCGAGGAGGGAGCACAGUAAGAUGAAGAACAAGUUGUACUGAGGUUCGAUCCCCGAAUCAGUCCUCCCGACUCCUGGCCCCGGACCGACGGGACCGACUGAAGCCGGGAUGGACUUCGUGCUGAGCGGGUCGGCGGCGUGCGGCGCGUGUCUGUUCACCAACCCGCUGGAGGUGGUGAAGACGCGGAUGCAGCUGCAGGGCGAGCUCCGGAGCCGGGGCACCUACCAGGUCUACUACCGCAACGUGUUCCACGCCUUCUACACCAUCGGGAAAGUGGACGGGCUGGCCGGCCUGCAGAAGGGUCUGGUGCCCGGGCUCGUCUACCAGUUCUGCAUGAACGGAGUCAGACUCGGCUCCUACGCAGUCAUCGAGUCCUCCGGCUACAUCCACACCAACGGGAGGGUCAGCGGGGUCAAGACCACGUUAGCAGGGGCCUCGGCCGGAGUGGUCGGAGCCGUGAUCGGCAGCCCCGUGUACCUGGUCAAGACGCAUCUGCAGAGUCAGUCCACAUCCUCCAUCGCUGUGGGUCAUCAAUACAAACACCAGGGGAUGAUCCACGCUCUGGCAGCCAUCUACAGGCAGCACGGCAUUCUGGGUCUGUGGAGAGGCUCCAGUGCUGCCAUACCCAGGGUCAGCGUGGGGUCGUCCGCUCAGCUCUCCACCUUCUCCUCCGCCAAGGAGCUGGUCGUUGACCUUCAGAUUUUCCCAAAGGACAGCUGGUUGGUGGCCCUGAGCGCCGGCAUGAUCAGCAGUGUGGUGGUGGUGAUGCUUAUGACGCCGUUUGACGUGGUCAGCACACGGCUCUACAACCAGCCGGUGGACCCUGCGGGCAAGGGGCUGAUUUAUGAAGGAUUCACAGACUGCUUUUCCAAAACGCUGAAGAAGGAGGGCUUGACUGGACUCUACAAAGGCCUGGGAGCCUCUUACUUCCGGCUCGGACCGCACACUAUUCUGUCCUUGUUCUUCUGGGACGAACUGCGCAAAAUGUACCAGAAGGACAGAUAACACCAGGAGGACGAGGAGACUGGGGGGGAAGCGGUCACUCAUUAAGCUCAUGAGUGCAAAGGUUUAAUGAGUUUUACUAUUAUGAGGUUAAAAACCAAGAGAUUCUCUGCUUCGUUGACGGGAACGAGAAAACCGAGCAAAGGUAACGUUUUACACUCCGAAUAGGUACAGACAAAUAGCUCCAGAGAGGGAGGACAAACUGCAGUGAAGAGCAGUGAACAGUUUUAUCUUAAAGAGAAGAUGAUGAGAGCAUGCACAGAGACCAACAUACCUCAUAUACACAUGUAAUUCCAAUAGAUAUCUCACAGUGUGCAGUGGGCUCGACAGUGUGACAACAUGAAUGCACUGGUACAGAAAGAAACUUAAAUGAAAUGGCUGUUCCAUUUGUGCAGGUGAAGGCUGCCUCACGCUUUACGAACCUAGUUAUUAGUCUAAACCAGCGUAGAAGCCACUUUGCUUUCAAGCCAGGUGAAAGUGCUCAAGAGCUCCUGCUGAUCAUUGAUCCUAAAGUAUGAAAAGAUACCAAACACGUGAGGCUGAAUUUAACCCUAACCCUAACCUUAACCCUAACCCUUGUUUGAUAAAUAAAUAAAAAACGGUCCUGCGGGAAGCAGAAACUAAUAUUUACUGUAAACAUAUGCAAAACCCAUAAUACACAAACCCUAAACAGAAAACACUCAGCUUAUAUCUAGUCAAGGCGCACCAAGUUACACACUCAUAUCAGUUUCCUUAAUACACCUAUUUUUUUCCGUUAACAUCUCACUAUUUCUUGACAAUUUACAAAAACAACUCCUGGAUCGUGUCUAUUUAUCGAAUCCGCUCUAAAAGUUAAUGGGUUCUUCCUUUGCCCACAUCACACCCUUCCACCAAGUUUCAAUGAUAAAAAAAAAAAAAAAAGAGUUCAACUGUUUUUUUGUUAUCCUGCAAACAAGUCGCACAAAUACAAAUUAAAACCUAAAGAUUCUGCAAGUCCUCCAAGACUCUAGGGGGAGCACUAAGUGGCACAGCUUUAACGGCACCAGAGGCAUAAAAAGAUAAGACAAAAUGUAAACAAUGCUUAUCUUUGAAUGUUGCAUCUUCACUCCAUCUUUCUUAACAUGAUUCAUUACUCGUGAUUUAAAUAGUGGCUGAGGCUUUGAACAUGGCAGCACUUUAGCAAGAUAAACACACACACUCCAACUGACUUUCCACAGCAGAAGGGGAGGAUCAUGUUACCACUGUUUAUUUUGUAUGAUAAAGUCGGAGCUUUGGUCUUAUAUGAAGAUUUUCAUACAGCAGGGUUAGAAACUGUUAUACCUUUUAAAACAACUUGUUAGAUGACAGGAAACGUAAAUUUGACUUUAAUAACAAUCCCUAGACAGGGACAGUUGUCCUUUUUUAAACAGCCCAAAACAGUUCUUACUAGAACCGUUUGCUGUCGAACAAUCUUUGUGCCAAAACUUCGUUAUUUCGGCUCAUGGGGGCUUAACGAUUUUAUUUUUAAAGGUAUGUCAUUUUUCUGCCUGAUUAACAAGGUGUGCUGUUCACUACCUCUUAGAAACACUGAAUGAACUACAGACUACAAAGUGAAGUGUUAUUGCUUGGUUUAUAUCUUUUAGGAUUCUGAGGAAUUUUAUAUGUGAGUUUAAGGACUGGAGAAAAUGUAAAAUGAUGUAAAAAGUUUUUGAUCCAUGUUUGGAAAUUGCUGGAUUCUGUUGCAGUUGUCCGGUUUCUGAUGACGUGUCAUGUGCUGUAUCAGAAAAGGUCUCGUCAGUUGUGCAGUGAGCUGAUCCGGGUCGGUGACUGUUACAUGCGGCAGCUCGGAAAUUUUCCAUUAGUGUAUGAUAACAUGGGCUUCCUGUUAAGGAACGGACGUGAAGAGCAAAUAAAAAGUGAUUUCAGUG